Molecule: messenger RNA, 3672 nt
Organism: Styela clava
Lineage: Eukaryota; Metazoa; Chordata; Ascidiacea; Stolidobranchia; Styelidae
Source: RefSeq, a predicted model, not a curated record
AUGAAGCUUCGCCGGAAUAAAGUGGAAGUCUUCCCACAAGGAGAUGGCGGAGGACAACGCGUAUUACCUACCGGUAGUACAAAAAAGCGGAGUAGAAGAAACCGCAAAAAGUUGGAUACAGAAGAAGAGAAGCGUAAGAGAGAAGAAUUUUUGCAAUCAAUGAGACUUGCCAUGGAAUUGAGAGACAUUGCUGGUGAAAUGGCUUUCAAUGCAAUCUGUGGAGCAAUUGUUCAACUGGAACAUGAGAAGGAUGAGAAUGUUGGCGAUGACAAUGUGAUGAAUAUUUUGUCUGGAUACACUGCAUCAGUAGAAAAGAAUCGUACCGAGAAAAUGUGCAGAGGAAUUGCUCAGUCUGUGGUUCUAGACACGAUGGAUAUUAUUCGCAGAAAAGAAGAGGAGAAGCGUGAAAUCACUUCCAUUCUUCAAAAAUACAAGAAAAAGGCCCCAGAACAGGAUUUACUUCUGCCUUCAACAUCCGAAUUGAUUCCAAUUGCAAAGACGGUACAACCAUUUGUUGCAGCCACCAGGAUAGAACCUGAAUUCUCUGGAACUUUUGCGGAGUUUUCAGCUCCGUUUCCAACUUCCAACACCAAUGUUCGAAAGACAAGGAAACGAGUGGCUUUCAAACCUCAAAUGCAGGUUAUUACCCGCGAAGAAGAGGAGGAGUUGCUGAGAAAGGCAACUGGAAAAUGUCCUCCCAGUAAGGACAGAAAGCGGCAAUAAUCCAGGAUAUUAUAUACGGCGGCACGUCGAAUUUUGAUUGUGCUAGUCGUGAUUAUUUUAAAAAUUUAUUUUGUUAUGUUUUAUGUAUUUUUUGUACGGCAAUAUUCCCAACAUCCUAACGUUAUAAGUUGUUUAUAUUUUUUAUGUAAUUUUUCAAAAAGAUUUACCCCAUCUGACCCGUCAUUUGCCUUUUGAAAGUGAUAAAACGUAUUAGUUUUAUCGAAGCUCCCAAUCACGGUUAUAUUUUUAUUUACCUAGAAUUUUGAUAUUUUCACAUAAGAAAAAAAUGUUUAUCUGAGACGGUAUGACAAUACAACUCAACAUUUUUGGUUGCUUUGUUACAGUUAUCUAUGAUCCUCACCCACCAGUGCGCCCCAGAAUUGGUUACACGUCGCAUAUGUGCGUUUUUUAUGAUUCUUUAUAACAGUCAGAGCAUUUUAAACAGGUUUAUCAUGGCAAAUAUUUUUUACAAAUUUUAUAGUCAACGAAUAGAUUAAAGUCGGAAAUAAAUAAACACGACAAUUAAAUUCCCGUGUUGUGACAAAAUCAAAUAAUAUUUUAUAAAUGAGAACUGAUGUUAGUUAUAAGAAUUAAAUUUCAGGCGGAUAAUGUAAAACAUACUGUAUUUUCAAACGAUGUUAACGUGAAUAUGUGAUGUGGCGUCCUAGUCCACUAUGUAUAAUCUAAACACAUAUUUCUAUUUUAUGAAUAGGAUAUUUUCUUGGAGUGUGUACUAUUUGUCCUUUUAAAAUCCGUUCUACGAGGUAGAAUAAAAAGUGCCAUAGAAACCAAUUCUUGAGGCAUUAUCGGAAAUGCCGUCACCAGCGAAUAAAGUACAUUUGUUCUAGUUUUGUAGUCAGACUAUGCCUUGUUGUCCAGGCAGUUUAGCAAAGUCCCGUUCGUUUAGAGAUAUGUCUUACUUUGGAUAUUAGUAGUAGUAGUAACUUCGAACGAUUGUCAAAAACCGGCAAGCGAGGAAAGUGAAUCUUGAGUUUUGGUAUUCUGGUAAUAUCCAGGAUGUAAGUUUUUGUUAAAAUGAUUGUGGAUGCGGCCAUAGCGUUAAGAUGGUAUUUCUCUACUGGAAUGAUCUUGUUUAUCCCGUGGAUGGAUAAGAUGGCUAUAACAGUCCACUCCUGAAUUGGAAAUAUUCAGCUGAUAAUCGUUUCAGACGCAUGAGUGUAAAUUGCGGAUCACUUGUGAGAAAUUAUGUAAACCACUGAGUGAGGUUGAGAGAUUUAUGUUUUUACCAUUAAGAGAUUCAUUCUGGUAUGAAGGAAAGCCGGUAAACGUUAUAUUCAUUUGACGAACCUUGGCCUCUCGCUGGCUUUAAACUCCCGGGUCGGGUGUGGGGUUUGCUAGUUUGGGUAAAAUGCAGUUCGGAACUAUUCUCGUAAGGAGACUCCUUGUAAUAAGACAAAUGACAUUGAGUUUGAAACACCAUCCACCACACUGCACCAUGCGGCUGACAAAUUUAACCACUUGGCUAUUCUCAUACCCGACCGGGACUGUUAACUGCGCGAGAGGCCAUGGGCCCGUGGUUCGACAUACAAUAGAGUCGUUUCAUCGGCUUUCUUUUCCCGAAAUUAAUGUCUGAAUGCAAAAAAUCGAAAUCUUCCGACAUCGCUGGUUGGUGCACUUAACCAAUUGCACUGCUUCACCUUUUGUGUUUAUGUAUUUGGAAUGAUUCCUAGGCUAGCUUUUCCCACGCCAGGAGUUGGCUGGUAUUUGCGGUAUCCCUGCCGCGGUUAAACAAGAAGAUUCUAGUACCGAUAAAGUGACUUUAGUGAUAACUUGACUUGAUAGUUCAAACCAGUUCACUCAGCUUGACUAAUAUGGUACAGGCUUUGUCUUCAUUAAAUUGAGAGUACAUUAUUUAUAACACAGGAAUUAGAUGAAUUGGAUUGACUUGGCUCUAGCGAAUGAGAUUCCAAAUUGUUUGUACAUAGAUACCAAAAUGAUAUAAAGUUCACAGUUUAUGUAUAUAUGGGACUAUUAAACUUAUCCUGAAUAUUUGGCGUUUUAUAGUGUAAUAUUUUUCGGGGUUUGCCUUUCUAUAGUUUGUAAAUUUCAAACUGCUCGGAAUGACUUGGAAGUUUCCGAUUUUUCAGGACAAGUUGAAAUUAGACUUAUUGCGGAAUAGAAUUAUGCAAGGCAUUUGAAAAUUAUCCGGAUUAUUGGAAAAUUCUUAUUCUUAUAUAUUUGUGAACAAUAUAUUUCCUUGAUCAUUCACAAUAAUUUUUAUUGGCUCACUGAUUUAUUAGUACCUAUUUAUCACAUAUUUAUGUAUAUUAAUAAUAUAUAAUAUAAAUGUAGUUCUAUUAAAUUUAUACUAUAUCAAAUCAGAGAUUUUAUUAUGCAAAAAAAUGUGGAAAAAAAUUGAUAUUCAGAAAAUGAUACAACAACAUAAGGUUCUUCAUUGCAAAAUAAGUUCAUAGUUCAGACACCAAAAUGACCAAAAAAUUCUGUCAUAUUUGUAGCAAAACGUGUUCGCAGAAGCACGGUGGAUUCAUUGAGGAUCAUAGAUAACUGUACAUGCAUUGAGAUUUUGUGAGUGCAAACUAUAAUCACGAAUUCUCUUUUAGCGAAUGAGUAAGCCGAUUUCACGUAUUCAUGAUCCGCUAUUUACUUAGACGAUGUGUGGACAUUCUGCUGUCAUACCAUUUUGGGAUAUACAGUAUAUAUAAUCUCAAUUUGUUGAUAUUAAAGACCCUAAAAAUAAUAUUUAUAUAGAAAUAUAUUAAUUAAAGAAAUCAUUAACGAUAGCAUUAAUUUUAAAUAUAAAUAGGGACUUGUUGGGAAUAUUGCCUUACAUAUUAUUGUUUCUUGAUAUCUUAUUAUUUUAUUGUUUUUGUAAAAAGUGUAUAUCAAAUUUUUAAUGGUGAACUACAAACUUGCUAUCAUUGAUUCGGAUUAAUGCAAAACAUGGUCUUUCGAUAGAUCGUGAGACAC